Rhinolophus ferrumequinum (greater horseshoe bat) is the source of this 951-nucleotide messenger RNA. RefSeq names its product olfactory receptor 51G2. NCBI's taxonomy places the organism in Eukaryota, Metazoa, Chordata, Mammalia, Chiroptera, Rhinolophidae. The record is from RefSeq and is a predicted model, not a curated record. Gene Ontology annotation, molecular function: G protein-coupled receptor activity; olfactory receptor activity. Gene Ontology annotation, biological process: G protein-coupled receptor signaling pathway. Gene Ontology annotation, cellular component: membrane.
AUGACAUUGGGAUUCUUGGAAAACAGCAGCAGUAUUUCCUCCACCUUCCUGUUGAGUGGCAUUCCUGGGCUGGAGCACAUGCACAUCUGGAUCUCCAUCCCACUGUGCUUCAUAUACCUGGUUUCCAUCCUGGGUAACUGUACAAUUCUUUUUAUCAUUAAAACAGAGCCUUCACUCCAUGAGCCUAUGUACCUCUUCCUGUCCAUGCUGGCCCUGACUGACCUGGGUUUGUCUCUAUGCACACUCCCUACAGUGCUAGGCAUCUUUUGGAUUGGGGCACGAGAUAUUGGUCAUGAUGCUUGUUUUGUUCAGCUCUUUUUCAUUCAUUGCUUGUCCUUCCUGGAGUCCUCUGUGCUACUAUCUAUGGCCUUUGACCGCUUUGUAGCCAUUUGUCACCCCUUGCACUAUGCUUCCAUUCUCACCAACACAGCCAUUGGCAGAAUUGGCCUGGCUUCCCUAGGCCGAAGUGCAGCACUCAUUUUCCCAUUGCCUUUUAUGCUCAAGAGAUUCCCCUAUUGUGGCUCCCGGGUCCUCUCACAUUCCUAUUGUCUCCACCAAGAAGUGAUGAAAUUGGCCUGUGCAGACAUUAAAGCCAACAGCAUCUAUGGCAUGUUUGUCAUUGUUUCCACAGUGGGUAUAGACUCACUGCUUAUUCUCUUCUCCUAUGUUCUGAUCCUGCGUACUGUGUUAUCCAUUGCAUCCAAGGCUGAGAGACUCAAAGCUCUUAACACCUGUGUUUCCCACAUCUGUGCUGUGCUUCUCUUCUACACUCCUAUGAUUGGCUUGUCUGUCAUCCACCGCUUUGGAAAACAGACACCUCAUCUGGUACAAGUUAUCAUGGGCUUUGUGUAUCUUCUAUUCCCUCCCCUGAUGAAUCCCAUCGUCUACAGUGUGAAGACCAAACAGAUCCGGGACCGUGUGACCCAUGCCUUUGUUACUAGCUGUGUCUAG